Messenger RNA from Nothobranchius furzeri (turquoise killifish), 2550 nucleotides. RefSeq lists its product as uncharacterized. Lineage: Eukaryota; Metazoa; Chordata; Actinopteri; Cyprinodontiformes; Nothobranchiidae. Gene Ontology annotation, cellular component: cytoplasm. The record is from RefSeq and is a predicted model, not a curated record. Gene Ontology annotation, molecular function: glycosyltransferase activity.
CUGUGUGUGUGUGUGUGUGUGCCUGUGUCUGUGUGUGUGUGUGUGUGUGUGUGUGUGUGUGUGUGUGUGUGUGUGUGUGUGUGUGUGAUAUGGGAAGAUUAGUCUGGUAUUUGAGCAUUUUAAAGGUCAAGAAGAAGAUAUGCACUCCUACCAUCGGGGUUAACUCACUCUUGUUCUGAGAGCUCCGCCUCGUUCUGUUUCCCAAAAAGAUCAUUUAUUCAUUUCAGUGUUGGCUGGACAUCAGCCGAUCCCGAAUUCAUUUUUCUGUGAGUUGUUCGGACAGCUGAGGCGAGGAGGUGUAACGGGAGGAGAACCCUCACGGCCCUCCUGACUCUACUCCAGCAGAGAGAACAUCUAAUCCGAAAUUUAGACUCACAAUCUUUCAGAAUUAGUGCAUCUGUGUGUGCAGCCUUGUCGAAAAAUAAACAUGUAAGUUAUGCGUGCCAAGGUCAGACUACAAGCAGCUUUACAGGCUGGCCCUUUGUGUUUCUCUGGUUUUCUUCAGUUUCCUCAGAGCUCUGUCCCGGGAUCUUUCCUGAAUGCUUUUUGUACCCAAGUGGCUCUGGCACACCAGAUUAUACAAAUAUAGCAGGCUUCACAAAAGAUCCCUUAGAUCCUCACCAUCCACAGCAGAGGGUCUGCAGGACACCGCUAGUUUAGGUUUCUUCACCAACACCUGGAACACAACACCUUCGUGAUGACUCAGAAUAAAGAGCUGCACCUACCUGACAUCAGGAGGCUGAGACACAUGAUGUACGUCUGUCUUCUCCUCACCGCCCUCUCCCUCACGCUGGUGAUCUGGCUGUGCAGGCCUGGCGGAAACCACCUUCCCUGGAAGCAACCCAACAGAGUAACUUCUAAACCUCAAACCUCAGGAAGAAAACAUGCGACACACAAUCAGAUUCCAGGAAAUAAGGUUGUGCCAGGACGAUCGGCAUCUCUGGUGAAAGUGAACGGAACAAAGACGCUGUUAACGUCCGCUUUUCUGGAGCAUCGCUUUACAAAAAAAGAGGUUCGCGUCAUAGCGAUAGUCCUGCGCAGUGAGAAAGUGGACUAUCGCUGUCAUCUGCGUUGUGAGAACCAGCUGAACAUCUCUAGUGGUUUCCGGUUUAUUCAUCAUGAUCACUUCGGGUUUCCGUAUGGGGCCGCGCACAUCAUGUGUCCAGUUCCACUAAGCUGCGAGUCCCCAGCUCACAUCGCCAUCACCUCUGCUGCCUCCGAACCCAAAGAUGAAAUGGAGCUACAUUUUCUGGAGGUGGAAAACCAACGAACAGACUCGUUUUAUUUUCACGACUUCACCGUCUGCAUCUCCACCAUGUUUAAUUUCACCAACGCGCUGCAGCUGGUGCAGAGUCUGGAAAUGUUCAAAAUCCUGGGCGUAAACAGAGUUGUUGUGUACAAAACCAACUGCAGUAUGGAGACACAGCGUGCACUUAACUACUACGCACAGACAGGCUUUGUUGAGGAGGUUCCUUGGUCUCUGUCUGAAUUUCUGAGUGUUUCUGAUUAUUGGUCACCUGAACACAACCCUGGUGUUCUCCACUACUUUGGUCAGAUUCCUGCUCUCAACGACUGCCUCUACAGACACAUGUACCAGGCCAAAUAUGUGGCCAUGCAUGACAUCGAUGAGCUCAUACUGCCCCAGUCAGUGGAUAGCUGGGUGGAUCUGCUGCCUCUACUGGAGAAGAACUUCGGAGUUGACAAGUGUUACCAGUUUGAGAACAACGUGUUCCCCAACAACAUCGUGCUGCCUCCUUCGAUGCCCGAAACGAAGCCCCCCGCACAAGGCUGCUGGAAGAGUGUAACUGGGGUCAACAUCCUGGAGCACCUGUACCAGGAGCCUGUUAAUCUCAGGAACGUUGGGAAAAGCUUUAAGAUCAUCGUUAACCCACAAGCCGUGUUUACCACGAGCGUUCACGGCGUACUGAAGUCCACCAACGGCUGCGUUUGGGUGAACAGGACCAUCGCACGGAUGUACCACACCAGAUCUCAGCAGCAAACCCUUCUGAAACCAGGAGAUCUGAUCUACGACGGCCGGCUGCUGAACUACAGCAAACGGCUCCUGACGGCGGUGAACAAGGCGCUGAGGGAGAUCGGGCUCUUGUCUGGAGACCACGUGUGUUAGGAUGUGUCUGAGCAUGGAUCUGCUUCAGCAACGAUUCACACACACACACGCGAAUGCACGCACACACGCACACACACACGCUGCAACAUCAUUUUGAGCUGUUUUACCACAACAUGUCCUCUGUAGUACUUUUAUGUGCUUAACUGGAGAAAAAUCUCACUUUUUUAAAAUGAUUGCCUUUCAUGUGUUUUGGUUAAAACAUGAAUUUAUUCACAAACUAUAAUUGACACUUAUUUAGCUGGAACAUUUCAAUGUGAGCUUAAAAACAUCCGUUGAAUAACUGUUUUAAAUGAGUGGGAUGCAAAAAGCACAGAGAGGACAGGAUAUUUCUCAUAUUAGCAUGUUUUCUGAAAGCAUGUGGGGGUUAUUUGCGCUGAGUAAAUCUGAAUGACCUACUUAAAAAAUAAAGGACGUUUUUUUAUUUA